Trypanosoma rangeli is the source of this 312-nucleotide messenger RNA. RefSeq lists its product as uncharacterized. The transcript has a single exon. The coding region runs from base 1 to 312 and encodes 103 amino acids. NCBI's taxonomy places the organism in Eukaryota, Euglenozoa, Kinetoplastea, Trypanosomatida, Trypanosomatidae. The record is from RefSeq and is a predicted model, not a curated record.
AUGGAGGUGUUUGUGCGUGGGCCAGACAGGUACGUUACAGAGCAGAGGCGCCGUGAGGGGAAAUCCUCACUUCCACCAGGGUAUCAGCUUUUUGAAGAUGCACGCAAGCUUACGGAGCGCAUGAUGGGCACGCUGCGAGACUGGAAGGAAUUUACAGAUAAGGAGUAUUGUCUCUGCUAUUACACGAACAAAACUGAAGGCAGCUCUUCAACUGGCGUAGGAGGAAGGGGCAACACGGGAAACCGAAAUUUAACGCAACGUGGGGUCAUGUCGUGGGAUUUCCCGAGGGCGAAGGGGAAGACAUGGAGGUGA